Messenger RNA from Indicator indicator, 1962 nucleotides. Its product is annotated as discoidin, CUB and LCCL domain-containing protein 1-like. Lineage: Eukaryota; Metazoa; Chordata; Aves; Piciformes; Indicatoridae. Bases 1 to 1962 code for a protein of 653 amino acids. The transcript has 15 exons. The record is from RefSeq and is a predicted model, not a curated record.
AUGCGGGAGAACUUCCCACAGAGAAUUUCAUCGGAUCCCAAACCUGUCGGUGGACACAGGGAGCUCUCCUGGGGCCGGCAGCGGGACGGCUGUGGCCACACGCUGCUGACACCCCACAGUGGCACCCUCAGCUCCAAGAACUACCCGGGCACGUACCCCAACCACACCGCCUGUCGCUGGAGGCUGCGGGCCCCCCCCGGCACCUCCUUGCUCCUGGCCUUCGGGGACGUGGAUCUGGAGCCCUCGGAGCGCUGCGCCCGCAGCUCCGUUCUGCUUGCUGACCCCCAGGUUGGCACUGCCUAUGGGCCCUACUGCAGGAACGCUGUUCCUGCCACCCCGCUCCUGGUGACAAACUCCAGCUCCGUCACCGUCCUGUUCAACAGCAGCAGCCACCGCUCAGGACGAGGCCUCCUCCUCUCCUAUGCCACCUCGCAGCACCCAGACCUGGUCUCCUGCCUGGUUCGAGGCACCCACUACACCCAGGAGCACAUCAGUGUGUACUGCCCCGCGGGCUGCAAGGACAUUGAGGGGGACAUCUGGGGCAACCCAAGCCAAGGCUACCGUGACACCUCAGUGCUGUGCAAGGCAGCUGUUCACGCUGGGGUGGUCGCAGACGAGCUGGGGGGACAGGUCAGCCUGUCCCGGGAGAAGGGCAUCACGCUCUAUGAGUCGGCCUUUGCCAACGGGCUGCACUCCAAAAGGGGAUCCCUCUCUGAGAAGCGGCUCCUAUUCCACAGAGCCUGUGAUGACACGCUGGAGGUGGCUGCCUUCAAUGCCUCAUCAUGGUGGCAUGAGGUGGAUGUGCUGGGCCAAGACCGAGCCUGGGUGGCCGAGCGGGCAGCGCUGGCCAGCGCUGGCCACUCCUGGGCAGCUGACCCCAGCUCUGAGGCCGCCUGGCUGGAGCUGGACCUGGGCACCCGCAGAAACGUCACAGGCAUCAUCACCAAGGGCUCCUCCAACCAUCAUGACUACUAUGUGAGGUCCUACCGGGUGUCCUUCAGCCGCGACGGGAAGAACUGGAAACCCUACAGAGGCAGCAGUGGCCAGGAGGACAAGGUCUUUGAAGGAAACUCUGACAGCCACGGGGAGGUCUUCAAUGCCUUCAUCCCCCCCAUCGCUGCCCGCUACAUCCGUGUCACGCCCCAGAGCUGGCACCAGCGCGUGGCCUUCAAGCUGGCCCUGGUGGGCUGCCAGCUGGCACGGGUCCGUGCGCCCCGGCCCUACGUGCCCAGAGUCCCCGAGGAGGUCCCUGUCCCCACCAGCCACCCAGCCAGCCAUACACCCAUCCCUGGUGUCACCCUGGACCCACAGAAGGCAGGCUCCAUGCUGCUGGUGAUGCUGCUCAUUGGUGGCUUCAUCCUCCUCUGCUCCAGCCUCCUGCUGCUGGCUUUCUUCUGCCACAGGAAGAGGAAACCAACAGCAGAGCUGAACUGUGGGAUCAUGAAAGGGUACCCUGAAGUGGAGUCGAGCCAGGUGUGCUCCCUGCAGAGCCUGCAACCCCCUGGCUCCAUGCUCACCUCCUUCCCCACCCCACCGACACUGGAAGACCUCAGCCAGACCCAUUUAUCAGAGUACGCCGAGCCAGACCUGCUGCAGGUGAGCCCCAGCAGCCAUCCAGGGCCUUCCACCUUCAAGCCCUUCCCAGAUGAGGGCUACACGCUGCCGCUGGUUGUGAGCCACUACGAUGUACCAGGAAAAUACCACGAGUAUGCCGAGCCGCUGCCGCCCGAGCCCGAGUACGCCACGCCGUUCUGCGAGCCUGAGCCUGCCCGUAUUCACUGCAGCCCCUGCCCGGCCGGGCUGCCUGGCUGCUCCCCGCUGCGGUACGAUGCGCCUACCCUGCGGCUUGCCGAGCUGCCCGGUGGCGCCCGGACUGCCAGCCCCGGCAGCAUCGAUGAUCCCUCUGCGGAAGGCUCGCCGGGGGACUGUCCCCUCUCACACGUUUACCACGAAGCCUUAUGA